UGACAACCAACAGAUAAAAUUAAUAAAACCGUCGAUGUUUCCACUAAACUUUUAACAUUGCGACAUUGGCAUUACGUUUUUGAAAGAACGUAUGCCAAAAAAAUGCCAAAAUCCGCCUCAAAAUUAACCUAACCAACCUUUCUCGGAAUCGAACUUAAAUCACCAGUACGAAAUGCCAUGAAUUGCCUAUACAGACGACCGCCUUGCUCGCCGCAAGUCCCUUGCGUCCCGCGACCCCCGUGCCCGCCGCGACCCCUUCCAGCGAGCACCUGCCCCCCCGUCCGCUACCCAUGCAGGCCCAAGACCCGCAUGGUGCGGCGCUGCCCCAGCGCCGAGUACCCGCCCUGUCCCAGGCCGCGCCUCACCUCCAGGGGCUGCUCGCCGUGCCGGGCGCCGUGCCCGUCGCGCAGCAAAGCCGACGUCUCCAUCAACACCUGCGUACCCUCCUACGAGGCGGACACCUUCAGCAGCGUCAUGAAGAAAGUGGACCGGUUCUCAUGCGGCAACCCCGAGUGCCCGGCGUUCCCGGUGUGCCGGCACGCCAAGUGCUGCCCGGCCUGCGAGGCGACGCCGAAGAGCCCGUGCUACUAUCCGCCGACGCUGCCGGAGCCCAGUUCGACGCCGUACUUGCGGUUCUCGAGCUCCAGCUGCGGCGUGCCGGUGAAGCGGCCCUGCGGCGCGCCGUGCAGACGCAAGUAUCAAAUACUGUCUACUAAUUGCGACGCGAAACCGCCGACGCUGCCGUGUUGCUAUAAACUCCCCAAGGUCUGCAGCAGGGGUUGUAGAUUGUGCAAGAGAUGCAAACGGUGCAUGCCGCCCUCCUGCGAUCCCUGCUGUAAGCUGUGUCCGAGAUGCGCGGAGGCGAAGAAGCCGCCGCCUAAACCCUGCGAUAAUUCGUUGUGUGCUAAAUGCGCUGGUUGUCCUCCGGCUUGUAAAUCCUGCGGAGACCCGUGCCCUAAGUUAUGCCCGGGUUGCGCGGCGGCGAAGAAACGCGAAUGCAAACCGCGCGAGAGUUCGUUGUGCAGCAAAUGCUCGGCGCCGCCGCCCGUUUGUAAAUCCUGCGGAGACCCGUGCCCUAAGGGAUGCCCGGCGUGCGCGGCGGCGAAGAAACCGGCGGGCAAACCGCGCGGGAGUUCGUUGUGUUGCAAAUGCGCGGCGUCCGCGUCGUGUCCGAAGUUGUGCGCGAUGUGCGCUUCGUGCAAACCGUGUCCGUGCAAGAAGCCCCCGAAGCCCUGCUCGAUACCGGAUUGUCCGUCGUCGCAGGAAUGCGCCUCGGAGCCGUGCGUCGUGCAGAAGAUCUACAAGACGGUUUUCCCGCCGGGCGGGGUCACCAACUACCAGCAGAUCAACAUCAAGGUGAACCAGCCGCCGAAGGGGGCGCCGGAAACGAGGCCGUUGGAGUUGCCCUAUCGCGACGCGCAGUCGCUGCACAAGUGCGGCGGUUGCGGGAAGCUGAAGUUGAAGAGGAACCCGUGCAAGAGGCAGGGCAGGUGUGGCUCGGGUUCGGCGGACGUUUUCGGGCCGGAUCCCAUUUUCCGAAUACCGGCGGUUCAGACCUUCACCAAGGAGAGGAAGGGCGCUAAAGUUAAGAGAUGUCUCGUUUGUUAAGUCUAGCGCGUAAUGGAAUGGAAGUUGUUUUUGUAAUGAACCACGUAGUGGAAAUAAACGAAGAGUUAACUAUGA
Phyllotreta striolata is the source of this 1683-nucleotide messenger RNA. NCBI's taxonomy places the organism in Eukaryota, Metazoa, Arthropoda, Insecta, Coleoptera, Chrysomelidae. The record is from the annotation of a GenBank genome assembly.